Messenger RNA from Ilex paraguariensis (yerba mate), 1290 nucleotides. The record is from the annotation of a GenBank genome assembly. NCBI's taxonomy places the organism in Eukaryota, Viridiplantae, Streptophyta, Magnoliopsida, Aquifoliales, Aquifoliaceae.
AUGCUGAUCAAUAUGAUGGGUUCUCUCCUUCCGACUUAUGUCCCAAAACUUAUGGUGCUUCUCAUGCAUGCGAUAGGUAAGGAAGCACUUCAGAGUGAGGGGUUUGCUGUAUUGCAUAUUUUCAUUAAGCAAUUGGCAAAGGAGAGAGAGAACGAGAACGAGAGCGCUUGUUUGCAAUUGGCUAAAAUUGUGGAAAUCUUAGAAGAGCUUGUAUCUGAGAACAGGCUCAUCUUAAAGGAGCACAUCCGCGAGUUCCCUCCUUUGCCCAGCAUUCCUGCCCUAACAGAAGUGAACAAAGUCAUACAGGAAGCACGUGGAUUAAUGACUUUGAAGGAUCAACUGCGAGAUGUAGUUGAGGGGUUGAACCAUGAGAAUCUGAAUGUUAGGUAUACGGUGGCUUGCGAGCUUAGCAAACUGCUGAAGCUAAGAAGAGACUAUGUCACAGCUGUGGUCACUGGGGAAGGAGAUUUAGAUAUGGAUGUCUUGAGCUCUUUAAUUACGUACUUGCGUAGAGGGUGUGCAGAAGAAUCAAGAACUUCUGUUGGACAGCGGCUAAAGUUGGUUUGUGCUAAUUGCCUCGGAGCACUUGGUGCAGUUGAUCCUGCCAAAGUAAAACGGGUUCCUAGCCAGCGGUUCAAAAUUGCGUGUUCAGAUGAUGAUUUGAUUUGUGAGUUGAUCCAUAAGCAUCUGGCAAGGGCUUUUAGAGCUGCACCAGACACUAUUAUCCAAGACUCAGCUGCAUUGGCCAUACAGGAGCUGCUAAAGAUCGCUGGUUGUGAGGCAUCACUUGAUGAUAAUGUUGCGGCUUCUACAUCACAGAUGCUGAAGGAUAGAAAAUAUUUGAAAGCCUCAUCAUCUGGGGCCAAGAGCGCAGAUGACUGCAGUGAAAUGAAUGGAAGGGGUCAGAGAUUGUGUGACCGUUUUUCUAAUUAUGUCAAAGAGAUAAUUGCCCCUUGCUUAACCUCAAGAUUUCAACUUCCAAAUGUAGCAGAAUUUGCAUCUGCUGGUCCUAUCUAUCGACCUUCUAUGUCGUUUCGAAGAUGGAUAUUCUUCUGGAUCAAAAAGCUGAUUGUGUACGCUACUCGUUCUCGAGCUAGUAUUUUCAAUGCUUGUCGAGGUAUAGUACGUCAUGAUAUGCAAACUGCAAUGUAUCUACUGCCUUAUUUGGUCUUGAAUGCUGUUUGCCAUGGCACUGAUGAGCUAUCAGUGGACCAAGUCUGUUACCCAUUUAAAUGUCUCCGUAUACAAAUUUGUCAGUUUGUCCCACGUACAAGUCCAGGUCCCACGUAA